UGAGCGGAUAGUUGAGCAGCAGUCCAGACCGCUGCGGAGGAGUUCUCCGCGCCCGGGACAAAUGGGGGUGUGGCAUGCAGCGCUGAACCGGGAACUGGAGCAAACAAAACUUCUGAAGGUUAUGGGGCAAGGAGGAGGUUCAAAGCCAUGGAAAGGGGUGGGGUGUGGAGGAUCUGGCAACAGUGCUGGGAGGGAAGCGGAGCGGGGGGAGCCUGGAGAGGGUCAGGGCUGCGGAGGGCUGAGCGGCGCUGGAGAGGUUUGGGAGCCGCCACUCCAGCGAAGUGGCCGGUAGGUGGAAGCCAGGCCCUCAGGGAUUUGGCCAGCUUGGGUUGUCAGUCAGGCAACCGGGAGCCGCCACAGCCCCUCGCUCUGCUUGAAGGGGGCGAGGCUGCUGGGAGGGAGGUUCGGCGGGGAAGGGGCGUCGCCCCCAGCGCUCCCGGCGCCCCCGCCCGCCCCAGCGCAAUUGGGCCGCCGCUGCCCAGCCCGCGCCACCUUUGCUCCAUCCCACCCCGCCCGCCCGGCUGGCCCGGGCCCCUGUGCCGCUGGUCAGUGCCCCGCCGCGCUUGUCCGGGGGCUGGUCCCGCCGGGGGCCGUUGACGUCACCUCCAACUUUGCUGUCCUCUGCUCCCCACGUGUGGCGGCGGCGGCCGGGAGGCAGUGGCGGAGCUCCGGGGAGCACAGUGGCCACGGCCGCUGACGGGUCCGGCGCAGCCCGGCGCGCCUCGCCUCUCGCAGGUGGGGUCCAACAGCUGUUUGGAGCAGCCGGACACCCACGGAGAGAUUCCCGCUCGGUCAGAGGGACUCAGGGGGAUCUCUCUCUGGGGCCAAGAGGAUCUGAGCCCGGGGCGAGGGGGAGCGACAGGCAGGCAAGGGGACCAGAGGAAGCCGGGGCUGGAGGGCAGUGUCGCUCGUCGCUGUCUGGAGCGCGUGGAGCUCAGCGGCCCCGCAGCCACGCGUCCCCUGACCGAGGGAUGCACGAUCGCUGAGCCGACAUCCGCGCCUAGAGGCCGCUGGGAGCUGGGGCUGAGACUCACGCCUUUGCCACCGCCGCCAAGACCCCCAUUCCGGCGACUCUCGGGGAACCCGAUUGCCAAGCGCUGCCCCAAGCCUCAGGACUUGGGCGCGUUUAAGACGAUGGUUUCUUAAGCACGGCCCCGCGUCCCCCGUUCCUGCCCCCUCGACUGGAGGCAGGCAGCUUGUUCGGGGCUCCUGGGGCUCGGUCCCCCUAGGAGCCCUGGCCUCCUCCUCCCGGGGCAGUUCGCACAGCCUCAGGCGUGCACAGGCGAUGUGGCCUCGGUCUAGCGCUCAGGCCCGCCUGGGGGAUGUUAUGGCACCUGGCAGAGUCCCGGCCUAGCAUGGCCCGCGUUUUGCCCGACGUCGCCUUCGGCUAGGAUGGCCCCUCCGGGCCCGGCCGGCGCCCACCCCACCUCGGCAGAGCCUCUGUCCCGCAGCAUCUUCCGGAAGUUCCUGCUGAUGCUCUGCUCUCUGCUCACGUCUCUGUACGUCUUCUAUUGCUUGGCCGAGCGCUGCCAGACGCUGUCGAGCCCUGUGGUGGGGUUGUCCGGCAGCGGCGCAGAGGCGGGAGCCCCGGAUCGCGGCGUCCUGGCCGGAGGCCCGCGGGAGCUGGCGAUGUGGCCCGCGGCGGCACAGAGAAAGCGCCUCCUACAACUGCAGCAGUGGCGGAGGCGCCGGCCGGCCGCUCCGCGCCAGAACAGGGACGAGGCGGCCUGGGAGGAGGAGACCCCUGGCCUGGCUGGGGGUCCCGGCGGCUCCGGGGCCGGAAGCAGCGUGGCCGAGGCCCCUCCUGGGACCCUGGCGCUGCUCCUGGAAGAGGGCACCAAGCAGCUGCCGCAGGCCAUCAUCAUCGGCGUGAAGAAGGGCGGCACGCGGGCGCUGCUCGAGUUCCUGCGCGUGCACCCCGACGUGCGCGCCGUGGGCGCCGAGCCCCACUUCUUUGACCGCAGCUACCACAAGGGCCUCGCCUGGUACCGGGACCUGAUGCCGAGGACCCUGGAGGGCCAGAUCACCAUGGAGAAGACGCCCAGUUACUUCGUGACGCGGGAGGCGCCCGCGCGCAUCUCGGCCAUGUCCAAGGCCACCAAGCUUAUCGUGGUGGUGCGGGACCCGGUGACCAGGGCCAUCUCGGACUACACGCAGACGCUGUCCAAGCGGCCCGACAUCCCCACCUUCGAGAGCCUGACAUUCAAGAACAGGAGCGCGGGCCUGGUGGACACGUCGUGGAGCGCCAUCCAGAUCGGCAUCUACGCCAAGCACCUGGAGCUCUGGCUGCGCCACUUCCCGCUCGGCCAGAUGCUCUUCGUGAGCGGCGAGCGGCUCAUCAGCGACCCGGCGGGCGAGCUGGGCCGCGUGCAGGACUUCCUGGGCCUCAAGAGGAUCAUCACGGACAAGCACUUCUACUUCAACAAGACCAAGGGCUUCCCCUGCCUGAAGAAGGCCGAGGGCAGCGGCAAGCCGCACUGCCUGGGCAAGACCAAGGGCCGGACCCACCCGCACAUCGACCGCGAGGUGGUGCGGCGGCUGCGCGACUUCUACCGGCCCUUCAACCGCAAGUUCUACCAGAUGACCGGGCUCGACUUUGGCUGGGAUGGAUAACAAUAUAAUUUAAAAAGAAAAAAAAAUCAAAAUAUAAUAUAUUUUUUUAUCAAGCGGUAGAAAAAAGGCAGUUUAAUAUUUGUGCUCAAAAUAAUUGUUUCAGUAUUUUUUUCAAUGAAUGUUAAGAGAUCAUUGUUGCUCCCCUAUCCCGUCUUAAUGUGUAACCAACACCAAAUAUUUGGAUAAACAGAAAAGAAAAAUUUCACUCAUCUAAAUAUUUUCAAUUUUCAGUUGUAAUGUUGUGUUCUGUAAUACCCAGUCAUAAAGUAUAACCAUCAGUUGCCAUUAAAUUUUUUAAGAAAAUCC
Nycticebus coucang (slow loris) is the source of this 2919-nucleotide messenger RNA. Its product is annotated as heparan sulfate glucosamine 3-O-sulfotransferase 3A1. The coding region runs from base 1393 to 2613 and encodes 406 amino acids. The transcript is spliced from 2 exons. The record is from RefSeq and is a predicted model, not a curated record. NCBI's taxonomy places the organism in Eukaryota, Metazoa, Chordata, Mammalia, Primates, Lorisidae. Gene Ontology annotation, molecular function: [heparan sulfate]-glucosamine 3-sulfotransferase activity.